Lycium ferocissimum is the source of this 1603-nucleotide messenger RNA. Its product is annotated as AAA-ATPase At3g28510-like. The coding region runs from base 54 to 1487 and encodes 477 amino acids. Gene Ontology annotation, molecular function: ATP binding; ATP hydrolysis activity. The transcript has a single exon. Lineage: Eukaryota; Viridiplantae; Streptophyta; Magnoliopsida; Solanales; Solanaceae. The record is from RefSeq and is a predicted model, not a curated record.
GCUUUCUUCAUUCAAAAUCUUGCCCACAAAUAUAGCUAAAGAAGGAAUACACAAUGGUAGAUACAUUGACUGAAUUAUGCUCCAAGCUUGCUGGAUUGAUGUUCAUUUUGGGCACAAUUCAGCAACUUGUUCCCCAUUCAUUCUACAAGCGCAUCAAAUCCUUGUGGCAUCGACUCGAAAACUAUUUCUACCCCUAUGUCCACAUUACCAUCGAUGAAUUCUCCGAUGAUAAAAGAAAUGAAGUCUACAAACUUGUCAAAGCUUAUUUGGGUACUAAGUCCAAUAAGGAUGCAAAGUAUCUCAAAGCUGAGAAGUUCAAGAAGAGCAAGUCUUUAGCUGUUAGCUUGGAUGAUGGUGAAGAGGUCAUUGAUAAAUUUCAAGGUGCCAAACUCUGUUGGCGCUCUUACAAGGAAACAUUCCCUGAUAAUUCUCCAGGGGCCCGUUCUCAGCUUCCGAUUGAAAAGAAAUGUUACACGCUAACUUUCAAUAAAAAACAUCAAGACUUGGUCACUGGACAAUACUUGAAGCAUGUGAUGGAAGAAGGCAAGGCCAUUGAGUUCAAGAACAAGAAACAGAGGAUUUACUCUAAUGACAAUGGGUAUUCGAAUUGGUAUGGCAUGUGGAACCACAUCAAUUUCGAGCAUCCUGCAACAUUUGAUACUCUCGCUAUGGACCCUAAGAAGAAGGAGGAAAUAAUCAAUGAUCUCGUUGCUUUUAGCAAGGGGAAGGACUAUUAUUCCAAGGUCGGAAAGGCUUGGAAGCGUGGCUAUCUUCUUUAUGGUCCACCAGGAACUGGAAAAUCAACUAUGAUUGCAGCAAUUGCGAACUUCUUGAACUAUGACAUAUAUGAUCUUGAGCUCACAUCAGUUAAUAGUAACUCCAUGCUUAAGAAGUUGCUCAUGGAAACAACAAGCAAGUCCAUCAUUGUUAUUGAAGACAUUGAUUGCUCUAUAGAUCUCACAGGCAAGAGAAAGAAUAAGAAGAAGAAAAAUAAGGAAACGACAAAAGAUGAGGAGGAAGCAAGUGGAAAUAAGGAAUCAGACAAACUUACACUUUCGGGGCUGUUGAAUUUCAUAGAUGGAAUAUGGUCAGCUUGUGGUCAAGAGAGGAUCAUUAUAUUUACGACUAAUCAUGUGGACAAACUUGAUCCAGCUCUAAUACGUAGAGGACGGAUGGAUAUGCACAUUGAGAUGUCAUAUUGCAGAUACGAAGUAUUCAAGGUGUUGGCUAAGAAUUACUUGGGCAUUGAAACACACCCUUUGUUUCAACAGAUUCAACGUCUAAUAGAGGAAGUAGACGUGAGUCCUUGUGAUGUGGCCGAGAACUUGAUGCCUAAAAAUGCUUCAGGAAGGCCUGAGGUUUGCUUGGAGAGCUUGAUCCAAGUUUUGAACAAGGCCAAGAAAAAGGCCAGCUUGAAUUCCCAGAAGAACAAAAAGUUACCCACAAAAUUACUCAAAAACUUGUGGCCAUCUAAAAAUGUUGUUUGAAUGAUGUUAUCAUGUUUAAUCAGGCUUUCCUACUCUUCUUUAUGGUAGGCUUUUUCCAUGUAUACUGUCCAUUUUGAUUCUUAGCAAAAAUAAGAUGUUGUACUCUUCCUUCUCUA